Molecule: messenger RNA, 3160 nt
Organism: Hemicordylus capensis (graceful crag lizard)
Lineage: Eukaryota; Metazoa; Chordata; Lepidosauria; Squamata; Cordylidae
Product: AFG3-like protein 1
Exons: 17
Coding region: 94-2430 (778 amino acids)
Biological process (GO): protein-containing complex assembly; mitochondrial protein processing
Cellular component (GO): m-AAA complex; membrane
Molecular function (GO): ATP binding; ATP hydrolysis activity; zinc ion binding
Source: RefSeq, a predicted model, not a curated record
CUGGACGAAGGCUACUACAGCGCCUACGUGCUUCACGGAGUUGCGCGUGCGCAGUAAACAAACAGACGCUCACCCCGAGUGGUGAAGCUAAGAAUGGCUUAUCGGCUGGCGGCGGCGGUUUUGGCGCCGCCUCUGUCCACCGUAUGGAGAGGCCGCGGGCUGAGCGGGCUCUGGAAGCUGGCACGGGUCCGGCAGUGGCAUCAGAGGACCCAGCCAGGAUGCGUUGUGUCCCUCAGUCGCUGGCUGUGCUCCAAGCCUCCUGAAGGCUCCGAGAAGAAAAAUGAACAAGCCCAGAGUCCACCAGGUGCUGCCCCUGAUGACAAAGAGCCUCUCGCUUCCAAAGACCUUGGUCACCAGAAGAAUGCAGGGAGCAGCAGCAGAGGAGGCGGCGGCGGCAAAAGAGGAAAGGAGGAGGAGGAUUUGGGGUGGUGGAGUCGCAUGCAGAAGGGAGAGUUCCCGUGGGAUAACAAGGACUUCCGGUACCUGGCUGUCAUGGGGGCUGGCAUCCUCUCAGGCUUCCUCUUCUUCUACUGGCGAGAUCCUGGCAGAGAGAUCAACUGGAGGCACUUUGUGCAGUACUACUUGGCCAGAGGAGUGGUGGAGCGGCUGGAAGUGGUCAACAAACAGUUUGUGCGUGUCUUCCCGGUCCCUGGAGCCACCUCAGAGAAGUACAUCUGGUUCAACAUCGGCAGCGUGGAUACCUUUGAGCGGAACUUGGAGGCUGCUCAGCUGGAGCUGGGGAUCGACAGCGCCCACCAGGUGUCCGUGGUCUACAACACGGAGAGUGACGGCUCUUUCCUCCUGAGCAUGGUCCCCACCCUGCUGCUGAUGGGCUUCCUGCUGUUCGCUCUGAGACGUGGCCCCAUGGGAGGUGGGCGUGGCGGGCGAGGGGGAGGCAUCUUCAGCAUGGCGGAGACAACAGCGAAGGUCCUGAAGAACAACACGGACGUGCAGUUCAGGGACGUGGCUGGCUGCGAGGAGGCCAAGCUGGAGAUCAUGGAGUUCGUGAACUUCCUGAAGAAUCCCAAACAGUACCAGGAUCUCGGAGCCAAGAUCCCAAAGGGAGCGAUGCUCACAGGCCCUCCGGGGACAGGGAAGACCCUCCUGGCCAAAGCCACUGCCGGAGAAGCCAACGUCCCCUUCAUCACCGUGAAUGGCUCCGAGUUCCUGGAGAUGUUUGUUGGAGUCGGGCCUGCCAGGGUCCGCGACAUGUUUGCCUUGGCACGGAAGAAUGCGCCCUGCAUCCUCUUCAUUGACGAGAUCGACGCCGUGGGGAGGAAGCGGGGCCAGGGGCACUUCGGGGGGCAGAACGAGCAGGAGAACACCCUCAACCAGCUGCUCGUGGAGAUGGAUGGGUUCAACAGCAGCACCAACGUGGUGGUCCUCGCAGGCACGAACCGCCCUGACGUUCUGGACCCAGCGCUGAUGAGACCAGGCCGCUUUGACCGGCAGAUUUAUAUCGGCCCGCCUGACAUCAAGGGCAGAGCAUCCAUCUUCAAAGUGCACCUCCGGCCUCUCAAGUUGGAUGCAAACAUCAGCAGAGACGCUCUGGCACGGAAGAUGGCGGCCCGGACUCCUGGGUUCACAGGAGCCGACAUCUCCAGCGUUUGCAACGAGGCCGCGCUGAUUGCCGCCCGACACGCCAGCCCCACCGUGGGCGAGGAGCACUUUGAACAGGCCAUCGAGCGGGUCAUUGGGGGGCUUGAGAAGAAGACCCAAGUUCUGCAGCCCAAUGAGAAGAACGUAGUGGCUUACCACGAGGCCGGACACGCUGUGGUUGGGUGGUUCUUGGAGCACGCGGACCCCCUGCUGAAGGUCUCCAUCAUCCCCCGCGGGAAAGGCCUGGGCUACGCGCAGUACCUGCCCCGGGAGCAGUUCCUCUACACCCGUGAGCAGCUCUUCGACCGCAUGUGCAUGAUGCUGGGGGGCCGGGUUGCCGAGCAGCUGUUCUUCGGCCGCAUCACGACUGGGGCCCAGGACGACCUCCGGAAGGUGACGCAGAGCGCCUACGCCCAGAUCGUGCAGUUUGGCAUGAGCGACAAGCUGGGCCAGCUCUCCUUCGACCUCCCGCGGCCGGGGGAGCUGGCGCCCGAGAAGCCGUACAGCGAAGCGACCGCCGAGCUCAUUGACGAGGAGGUGCGCUCCUUGAUCAGCACCGCCUACGGAAGGACGCUGGAGCUGCUGACGCGCUGCCACAGCCAGGUGGAGAAGGUGGGGAAGCGUCUCCUGGAGAAAGAGGUCUUGGAGAAGGCAGACAUGGUGGAGCUCCUGGGACCCCGGCCCUUUGCGGAGAAGUCCACGUACGAGGAGUUUGUCGAAGGGACGGGGAGCUUGGAGGAAGACCUCUCCCUCCCCAAGGGCCUGAAGAACUGGAACGCCGAGCAGGAGGAAGGGCCCCCCGAGGAGAGAGCCCAGGAGAAGGCCGCCUAGGGGGCACAGACGGGCCACUCGUUGGGUAAGCGUCUGGGCCCGGUUCUGCGAAGAUCAGCUCCUGGGGGGCACCUAUGGAUGUCCGGAUGGGACAGCCUGCCGAGAGACCAAAGACCAGCUGUGCCUUGCUUUGUCUCCGAUCACGGGACUGGGUGGAGUGUGGCAUCUUGUGCAUGUGUGCAUGCACACAACCCACUCACACACACACACACACUCCAGCCUCCUCUCUCACCAGGGACCAGGUGCUGCUUCUGCUGGUGUGCCUUUGUCUGCAGCAGGCAACCAAGAGCCCUCCCCCUCUUCAGGGCCAGGUGGACUGUGGGAAGCCCGUGGCCUGGGGCUGGUGCCCUUCCCUGGACUGACCAAAAACUGCCGCUGUGCCCCCAAUGAAGCCACGUGCUCCCGCCUGACCCCGGAUUCCGUCGCUUGGAGAGAGGCUUGGACCAGCCUCCCCAGCCAGGAGUUCUGCCCCGGCAUCCAGGGGGCGCCUCCCUGUGCUCAGUGCCUUCUCCCCAGCACCACCCUUGCCAGCCUGCCCCUCCUGCAGCCUGGAGGCGCCACCGAGGAAGGGCCGGCCUGAGCCCCAGGAGCCUUGAGAACGCCACAGACUUGUCCGCAGCGCAGGUGACGGUGGGGCGGCCUGGACGUGGCCGUGGGCUCUGUGGGAAAGAGGGCCUGCUGUGUUGGGCUGGGUGCAAAUCAGGUGCUGGUUAAAAUGGUGCUGUGUGGA